This is a messenger RNA of Suillus bovinus, 618 nucleotides long. RefSeq lists its product as uncharacterized. NCBI's taxonomy places the organism in Eukaryota, Fungi, Basidiomycota, Agaricomycetes, Boletales, Suillaceae. The record is from RefSeq and is a predicted model, not a curated record. The transcript has 3 exons. Bases 1 to 618 code for a protein of 205 amino acids.
AUGACGAACACCCCUGUUACCGAAAUAGUUACGCUCACUAGUAAUGAUGCGAUGAAGACAACCUCUAACUUCCAGGAGGCCGUUGAGCUCUUGCGCCAGACCAGUUUUGAUGGCCUUCAACAGAUGUACUGGGGCGACCGCGUUCAGCAGCCUGAAAUCAGGCAGUGGUUCAUCAAUUGGAGCCACCGCCCUCAGAGGUCAGAGUCGACGGCUGCAGCAAUGGCGCAGAUCAAAGAAAAACUUGGCGCAGUUGUCGACUCCCCACCGAGGCGCAGGCUCGUCGCUUUCAAUCCCUUCCCGCCUACCAAAUGCUUUGCCGCACCAUUCACAGAAGUCAUUAUCAGCAUUGUAAAGCCUGAAACCGAUCUGGAUGAAUUCAACAAGAUCGUCGACGCAUCAUUGGAGGUGUGCCAUGACGUUGAGGGAUGCUACGGAACUGCGUGGGGAUACGUUGUCGAUACAGAAGAUGCAAAGGAAGCAGUAUUGUUAGUUGGAUGGGAGAGCCCAGAGCAUCAUGUUGCGUUUAUGAAGACGGAGCCUGCUAGAAUAACAACAGCUCCUUACGUUGAGGGAGUAAAGGAGUCAACCGUCUUCUACGUCCAGGCUCAAGUUGCAUGA